CCCCACCUCCUACCUCCCGCCUCUACAUAAACCCUCCGCCUCCGUCGACGCCGCGAAAACCUAGAUCCCCAUCUCGCGCCGCCACCUCUCCCCCUCCUCCAUCCGCGAGGCGAAACCCUAGCCGAGGACCUCCUCCCCUUCCGCGCCAGCCAUGGCGGCCGCCGACGUGGCGUACGCGCCGCCGAUGAAGUCCGGCAAGAUCGGCUUCGAGAGCUCGCAGGAGGUGCAGCACAGGAUCCGCAUCACCCUCUCCUCCAAGAGCGUCAAGAACCUCGAGAAAGUCUGCGGUGAUCUGGUGAAGGGAGCCAAGGACAAGAGCUUGAAGGUGAAGGGCCCCGUGCGGAUGCCCACCAAGGUGCUCCACAUCACCACCAGGAAGUCUCCUUGUGGAGAAGGUACCAACACCUGGGAUCGGUUUGAGAUGCGGGUGCACAAAAGGGUGAUUGAUCUUGUCAGCUCUGCAGAUGUUGUCAAGCAGAUCACCUCAAUCACCAUUGAGCCAGGUGUGGAGGUUGAAGUGACCAUCAGCGACCAGUAAAAUGCUGCUAUCCAACAGGUGGAGAAAUUCGGUGAACAGGGUAGGGUAUUUCAGAAAGUUUUUAGCAUGAGAACACUGGUGGAACAGAGUUUUUGUUCAUCUAUAGGCUCUCGGCGGUUAAUUCCGACCAUCUGUUAUCUAAGCUAUCAUAAAUCUUGUGACUCAUGUCUGUUCCAACAUAUGCUAUAAAUGAAUGACUCGCUAAAGAUCUACAAGAUUUUGGUGCCAUUUCCUUACCAA
Messenger RNA from Oryza sativa Japonica Group (Japanese rice), 778 nucleotides. NCBI's taxonomy places the organism in Eukaryota, Viridiplantae, Streptophyta, Magnoliopsida, Poales, Poaceae. The record is from RefSeq and is a predicted model, not a curated record.